Spea bombifrons (plains spadefoot toad) is the source of this 1784-nucleotide messenger RNA. RefSeq names its product ubiquitin conjugating enzyme E2 A (gene UBE2A). The record is from RefSeq and is a predicted model, not a curated record. Gene Ontology annotation, molecular function: ubiquitin conjugating enzyme activity. The coding region runs from base 204 to 662 and encodes 152 amino acids. NCBI's taxonomy places the organism in Eukaryota, Metazoa, Chordata, Amphibia, Anura, Pelobatidae. Gene Ontology annotation, cellular component: HULC complex. The transcript has 6 exons. Gene Ontology annotation, biological process: protein polyubiquitination; proteasome-mediated ubiquitin-dependent protein catabolic process; DNA repair.
GCGAACUUAUAUCCCUCCGCCAGGGUCGGGAGCUCCCGGAAGAGCCGUGUACAGAUUCUGCCGCCGGCCUCGACUAGAAUUUUGUUAUUAUUUUCGAAGGGCUGAUUUCUUUUUCUUUUGUUUUCGUUGUUACUGGCGGCGGCCAUAACUGUCACCGCUCCCGAGCCUCCUUAUUGUUAAUUUAUUACCGGUAACUGUAACAAAUGUCGACCCCAGCUAGACGGCGCCUGAUGCGGGACUUUAAGAGGCUACAGGAGGAUCCCCCCGCAGGAGUGAGCGGAGCCCCCUCUGAGAACAACAUCAUGGUCUGGAACGCAGUCAUUUUCGGACCUGAGGGAACGCCAUUUGAAGACGGGACUUUUAAACUUACAAUAGAAUUCACAGAAGAAUACCCAAAUAAACCACCAACGGUUAGAUUUGUGUCUAAAAUGUUUCAUCCUAAUGUAUAUGCUGAUGGCAGUAUAUGUUUGGACAUUCUUCAGAAUCGCUGGAGUCCAACUUAUGACGUGUCUUCAAUAUUAACCUCUAUACAGUCAUUGCUGGAUGAGCCAAACCCUAACAGUCCUGCAAACAGCCAAGCGGCCCAGUUAUACCAGGAAAACAAACGGGAAUAUGAAAAGAGGGUGUCUGCAAUAGUAGAACAGAGCUGGCGUGACUGUUGACCCCGGCCCUUGUAUAUGAACACUCUGAUCAGGAGGAAAAUAUAUAUAUGAAGUGUCUGAGUGAUCUUCCUCUUACUAGAAUCUUUUCAUUUACAUUGACCGCAAAGUGGCUGUUGUGCUGUCACCGCCUUCCUUACCCCAGCUGAUGCUUUUUUUUUUUUGUUUGUUUUGUCCCCUUUUGGACACCUGAAAACAUUCAUGUAUGAAUCAAAUGUACUGUAUGUGGGUUACUUGCAAAACUGUAGCAACAUUAUAUAUUAUAUAUAUAUAUAUAUUUUAAUUUUCAUGCAACAGUUUCCAAAUCUCUGGUUGAUCUUUAUUCACUGUAGUUGUUUGUAUUUUAAUUCAAAGGUGUGCGUGUGUGUGCUGUAUGUAUAUAAACAUACACAAGGUAGUUUUGACAGUAGUGGAAAAGGGUCUGCCAGCGAAAAGGUCCACAUUGAGCAUAGACCGAAUUACAUACAGCGCAAAGACAUGGCUGUACUAAAGCAUUUUAAAAGGAGCUUUUCACUAUGUUUGUGGAGUUGAGGGAAGGUUAUUUAAGAAACAUCAAUUUUUUAAAGUUCUUAACCCCUGCUGUCCAUCUCUGUAUGUGAUGGCUUGUAGUCCCUCUAGUUGUUAAUGGUGUCUGCAUGUAUGUAUGUACCAUUGAAGAAAGCAGAGCUGUCCAAUGCACCAAACCUCAAAGGGUUAAAAAAUAAACAAAAUGUUGAUGUUACGGCGACACAUGCCAAACUGCUCGAUUCUCUACUGAGAAGUAUUUCCCAUGGAUUAAAAAAAAAAUGAAAUGUGAAACGGACCAUAACAUUUUGACAGCAAAAAUGUUCCACACAACCGACAGGUUUUAAAAUACACUUCCCUUCCUCAACUAACAACCAUCCCUUACCACAGAAAACAUACCCGCAUUCUCUUUUGCCCCCUUGUGUAUGUGAUGAUUUUUUUUUUUCUUUUUCUACCCUUUCUCCAUUUAAGACUUCCGGUUUUUCCUUUUGCAUAUAAAAGCAAGUAUUUUUGUGGAUUUUGCACAAAACUAUGGAAUUUUGAUUUUGCACAAGUAACCCAUGUAAAGCUGUACAUUCUCUAAACUUGUAAAUAAAAGUGUAAUCUACCAAAGUACAACAA